UUUAAAACCUCUUUUCCUCCCAUUCCUAUGGAGGAAUACGCAGAGCAUGUUUUCUAUUGUUUUUGUGAUUUAUAAUUACAGUUAUAUUUUUAAGCAGCUGCAGGUAACAAACACUCAACUAAAAUAGUAAAUUGACAAUUGUGACUUUAAAAUAGCUGCAGAAGAUGCAAAAAGAAAAAGCAAACCUACAGAAUCAACUGACUGACUUUGAAGAGCGUAUAGAAGCAAUGACAUCUCAUUUAAAGAAUGUAAGACAAGAGUUCAGCUUCGCUCAGUCUCUUUACAAAGCCAGAGAGAAUGAAAUUGAAACUGAGCAACAUUUUAAAGCCCUUGCUGAGAGAGAAGGUGGACGUCUCAAAAGUGAGAUUAAACGACUGGAAGAUGAGAUAGUUUCCUUAAGAGAAAAGAAAAACAGUCAAGAAAAUAAUAUACACAAAACCACUAAGAAGCUGGAAGACUUAAGACAACAGAUGAACUGUGGUGAGGAAGUUUUGGAGAGUUGGAUAGAGGAAUCGAAUCGCAAAGACAAUGAUGCUGUCACAAUCCAGAAAUAUGCACAACAAGAUGAAGGGAAACUAGGAGCACUAACGCUCCAAGUAGAGAAGCUGACUGUGCAAGCAAAUCAGAAACGCAGAGCUCUUGAUAAUGAGCUUACAGAAACCGUAACAGCUCAGAUAGAGCUUGACAAAACAGCUGAAGAUUUUCGCAGAGUUCAUCAGGAAAGGCAAGAAGUCAUCAGGCAGUGGGAGAAUGCAAUAGAACAGAUGCAAAGAAGAGAUCAACAGAUUGAUCGUUGUGCUGUGCUAAUAACAGAGAUAAAACAGGAGAUGCGAGAAAAAGAAAUUGUGCUGAAAGAGAAGACUUCGUUUUUGAUAAAUGAAACUGUUAAUAAUGUGGAGUAUGAAAAGACAAUUUCUUCUGCUGAACGGGAAGCCACUAGCCUCCGAAACGAGUAUCAAACCCAGGAUACUUACAGAGUUCAGCUGCAGGAUGAGCUGAACACUUUGAAAUGCACUGUGGAAAGAACUACUUCUGAUCUAGAGUCUUCAAGAAUACGAGUAGCCAAUCUGAAGAAAGAAACUCAGAAAAAAAAAGCCAGAUUAACCUCUCUUAAAGACCAAAAUGCAAGUCUUUCCAAUAAACUGAAGCUUGUGACUGAGAAAACACUCAGUUCAGAAGACAAAGCUUUGAGGAUGGAAGAAAUAUUACAGGAAGAAGAGAAAAUUGUCAAGGAAAAAGAAAUAGAAAUGAAACAUUUGAAAGACCUACAUUUCAAGAAAACUCAAGAGUUAAAGGUGCAGAAGGAUAAGGAGCAGUGUGUUGUGGCAGAAAUUGAGGGAAGUCGAACAUCACUUAAAAAUCUUAACAGUCGUCUGCGCAGACUUGAUGCGGAUGCAUUAAGACAACAGGAAAUAAUGUAUAACCAGGAUUUUUAUAUUCAGCAAGUAGAGAGACGGCUGUCACGGUUAGAAGGAGAGGUUAAUGCAGAUGAAAAACAAGUUCUGGAAGCAAAAGUUGCUGAACUUAAGAAAACCUUAGAAGAAAAGAAAAAUACGUAUAAUGUUUUACACGCGCAACACAAGAAACUUCAGAGUGAUGUCCAUUUCAUCAAGAGAGCAAUGGAUAAGACAGGAGAAGAAACAAGUGGUGUGAUGAUCAAGAUAAAUGAAUUAAAUCUUUUCAAUGAGAAAUCAGAUCAAGAGUUAAAAAAAGCUAAAGCUGUUAAGCAGGAGAUGAUGGUUGAAGAUAAUCUCUUAAAACUAGAAUUGAAACGUCUUCAAGAUACUCUGUCAAACAAGGCAGAGAAAGUUCUCACGCUGGAAAAACAAAAAUUGAAGUUAAAGGCAGCAAUAGCAGAAAGAACUGAAGAAAUCAAGAUUCAUAAGGCAAUGAUAGAUUCGCAGAUAAGGCUUGUGGAUCAGGAACGGCAACGCAUAAGUGCUGAAUUCCAAGAUCGCCUGAACAAAAUCGAUAAACUGAGAUGCAGAUAUGAAAUUCUUACUGUUGUCAUGAUGCCACCUGAGGGAGAAGAGGAGAAAACUCAGGCCUACUACAUAAUUAAGGCUGCACAGGAAAAGGAAGCACUUCAACGUGAAGGUGAUGAUUUAGAUGCAAAGAUCUGCAAAGCUGAAAAAGAAAUUGUAGCUCUGGAAAACACUCUGCACGUACUUAAUAACUGCAACAGCAAUUACCGAAAUUCUUUCAAGGAAGUCACUGAGACAAGUGAGGAGUACAGUGAAAAAUUGAAACUAGAAGAGGAAAGAAGAGUUGCUGAUGAAAAAUACAGAUACAAACGAAAGCAGAUCAAAGAGCUUCAGGAAAGUCUCCAGAGCACAGAAAAAAGUUUUGAUAUGGUACUGAAGCAGGAGGCCCUCUACCAAGAGCAAAAAAAGGAAAAACAAGCAAUUAUUUUGCAGCUGAACAAAGACAUAGAAGAACAGAAGCCAAAACUAGAAAGGGUUAUAAAACAGUGUUCUAGACUAUCCAGAGAAAUUCAGUCUGUAAAGAAAACUAAAACAGAAACACAAGAAGAAAGAGACAUCGAUCUCCGUGAACUGAAAAACUUCAACAGAACCAUUGACAAGCUGUUAGCUGAUGUUCUAGAAGCAAAUCCCGACUUAAUUACACCCCUUCAAAUGUACUUUCACCAGUCCAAUUUAGAACUUCCUACUAUUUCCUCUGCUGGUGGUAGUCAAAGUUCUAGUUCACCAUCAUCACAAAGCUCACUGGCCUCUAGCAGAUCCUCCAGAAGCACAAGUUCAGCUUCUAGUCAGACUUCAGCACUUAAAGUCAUAGACCUGAGCUUGUCUAUCAACAGUUCUGCAGAAGCAGCUACCAUUGGUUCACAGCCACCCAGUGGAGCUAGCAACUCUGGUACUUAUAACCACAGAAAAAAAUCUUAAAUAGUCUUUUGAAUGCCAUAGUAAAAGCCUCAUAUUAGUUAAGACUUCUAAAUUGGUUAACUUACACCUUAAUUUAUAUAGCAAGAUCUAAUGGCAAUUAGAAUACAUCUUAGCACUAACUUCUACCAGAAAUGUCUUAACUUCUUACUAGAGUAUACAAUAUCUUAUAUAGUAGCAAUGUUAUUACGUGUAUAUUUUACAUAAUAAAUUAACUUUCAAAUUACUUUCUCAAGUUCGGCUGUUGGAGAACUAAAGAUCUGGGAAACCCUUCAGAAACCAGCAGUUCACAUUCUUACAAUGAAAAGGCUAGUUAUGUUAAAGCAAAUAAUUCUAGUAAACAGAUAACUUAUGAUUGCUGCCAUCUCAAGACAAAUGUAAAGCAGACUAGGUCCCCACUCCAGGGAAUAAGCUGACUACAUUACACCUGUUACAUAUUUGCAAAAGCUCCAGAACAGACAGUAAUACUGUCUGGAAUGGGCAAGCUUAACCUUUGUAAAAAAGAUUAGGACUUUUCAUGUAAAUAUCUUCCCUCCUUAAAAGUGAUUCAGAGCACUUAUCCUGAAAGUAAUUUUAGGUUACUAUAGCAAUAACCUGGGCAAUAAAACUUAUGCCUCAAGAUCAUUCUGGACCAUAAAUCACAUGGUCAUCUCAGAUAUCUUCAUGGAGAUAUAGGUAGUAUAGGAUUAAAGUCAGUAGAACUAUACUUUUCCUAUUCAGCAUUACAUGGUACGUUUUUGGCAGCUGGCCUGUAUGUUAGGAAUUACUUGGAAAACUUGCAGAUGGAAGUACAAUCAGUACUGCGCAAUCAGCCAGACGUUCAGUUCAGUGCGCUCUACCAAUCUUCUUUGAAGAACUCAUUCUUAAUACGGGAAACUUCGCUUACAGCUGCAAUCACUGCCUUCAAGCUACUGUAACACAAAUCCCUAACAACAACAAAGAUCAAAGGCCCACGUUUGAACAUUUCAGGACAAUAAGCACUUUUUUAGAGCACCCUCUGCUUCUACCUCAACUUUAUUAUACGCAUUACUUAAAGAACAUAUUUGAUGCAUUUAGUGAACAUAAUAGGCUUGCUUUCUCGCAGACACUGGCGGGUUGAAUUCACUUAAAUUAUAAAGCACUCUGAGUUUCUCAACAGGAAGUGCAUAAGCAGCAUAUAUGAACCAAUGCACCAGUUCAACAGUAUCAAACACACCAGUGACUUAAAAACAAAAACCAAGACACAAAACUAAUAAGAUUUAAUGAUCAAAUAAGCUAUAUACAUUGAUGGCACAUCAGCUCCAUUCAGUUAUCCCCUUUCAAUAUCUGGAGGUUAGGUUUAAAUACAAAAAUAGUUAACAGUCAACAGUACCCUAAGAAGAAGAAGAAGAAAAAAAAAAAA
Struthio camelus australis is the source of this 4281-nucleotide messenger RNA. The record is from RefSeq and is a predicted model, not a curated record. NCBI's taxonomy places the organism in Eukaryota, Metazoa, Chordata, Aves, Struthioniformes, Struthionidae.